GCUCUCCCCUUAACCCCCCCCCCCAAAUAAUCACCCUACCCAAUGCCCCUAAAGAGUUUUAGUUUCACUCUUCUUCUUCCCCAAUUUCCGAACAAAUUCCAAUUCAUGUUAACAAAUCCUCCCUUUUUUCACAAAUCCAUAACUCAGUUUCAACGGCACCGAUGAUCAGUGAAUUCGAUUCGCCGUCGUUGCCCCGGUCCAAACUCGAAUCCGGAACCGGAAUUGAUAUCGAAACCGGUGAUCCAGAAUCGAACGGUUCGGUUCACGGUGUUCGGUUCGAGGAAGUUGUGCCUAUUAGGGCUCGUGAUAGGAAUGGACUCGUUGUAUACAGGAGGAAUAAGCGGUUAAAGAGAGCCGCUAAUGUUGACGGCGGCGGCGGCGGAGGAGGAGUAGAACCGAGUGAUGCGUCCAAGUGUAAUUCAGGCGGUGGUAAAAUUGUAAAUAAGGAUGAAACGGAGGGUAUUUCCGGAAUUCCGGAGAUGGUGGAGAUUGAAGUCAAAGAGGAGUCAACGUUGACGGCAGCAAAUCGUGAUGUUAGUGUUACAGGUAGUAGUAGGAGGUUUACGAGGUCGGCUUUGAAGCUGAAUGUGGAGCCUCUUGAUGAGAAUUUGGAAGUGUUGGAGGAGGGGAAAUUGAUCACAUGUGGUGAAGUUCAUGAUAGUAAUAAUUGUGGAUCAAAGAAGAGGAUUUCGAUUAUAGGAAGGCCUACUACGGUUAAGGAGCUUUUCGAGACCGGUUUGCUCGAAGGCUAUCCUGUUUUCUAUAAUGGUGGCAAGAGGGGAAUUCGACUGAGGGGAACUAUCAAAGAUAAUGGAAUUCUGUGCUCUUGUGAUCUGUGCAAGGGAGCCAGGGUUGUUCCUCCUGGCAAAUUUGAGAUCCAUGCAUGUAAAGCAUAUAGACGUGCAUCACAGUAUAUCUGCCUGGAAAACGGAAAGAGCCUCCUUGAUGUGGUCAAAGAAUGUAGGAAAGGUUCUUUGAAGAAAUUGGAAGCAACAAUUCGGAGCUUCAUUGGUCCGAUUCCUGUGAAGGAAAUUAUCAUUUGUCGGAAUUGCAAUGGGUCUGUUUUUGCAACUUCAGCUGGAAAAUUUGACCAAAUUUGUGAUUCAUGCAUAAUCUCUUCAAGAUCUGAAGCCACUCCAACUCAGUCAAUAACAGUUGAAGCUGGGAUGUUUGAUCCUGUUCCGAACUCAAAUUCCUCCGAAACUUCAACUAUGUCAGAUACUUCACUAAAAAGAAGUAGAGGAAGAAAAAAGAGAAAGGCUGUGGAAAUAUAUUCAAGGAAAAGGUCCAUCAGAAUAUCUUCGGCACAUAUAAUCUCAGGAAGGAAGGAUCAGUUGAAGACACCAAACAAGUUAUCCACUCCAGCUUUUGCUCCACAGUCAAAUGGAGCUGCCACGAUGUGCAAUUCAUUCAGAGAUAAUAUGCAGGGCAAGAUCUCGAAAAAAUUGUCGAAAUCCAUUGCAGCUUCAAAUUCCUCGAAAGUUGGUCCUCUUGGUGUUUCAAUGCACUCUAGGACCCAAUGGAAAAUCACAAAAAAGGAUCAAAAGAUGCAUUGGUUGGUUUUUGAGGAAGGUGGACUGCCCGAUGGGACUGAAGUAGCUUAUUAUUCUCGUGGAAAGAAAUUGCUCGUUGGUUAUAAGCAGGGAUCUGGUAUAUUUUGUUCUUGCUGCAAUUGUGAGGUUAGUCCAUCACAAUUUGAAGCUCAUGCAGGUUGGGCGUCUCGCAAAAAACCCUAUGGAUACAUAUAUACUUCCAAUGGGGUGUCUCUACAUGAAUUUGCUUUAUCCCUAUUGAGAGGUCGUAAGUCUUCUGUCACAGACAGCGAUGACUUGUGCACCAUAUGCGCAGAUGGUGGAAAACUGGUGCUUUGUGAUGGAUGUCCAAGGGCCUUCCAUAAAGGGUGUGCAUCAUUGUCAGCUGUUCCCCGUGGUAAAUGGUACUGUAAAUAUUGUGAAAACAAGUUUCAGAGGGAGAAGUUUGUGGAGCACAAUGCAAACGCGGUUGCUGCUGGGAGGAUUUCUGGUAUUGAUCCCAUAGAGCAAAUAACUAAACGUUGCAUUCGUACUGUCAAGAACCCAGAAGAGGCAGAAGUUAUAGCAUGUGUUUUAUGCAGAUGUUAUGAUUUUAGCAAGUCUGGAUUUGGUCCACGCACGGUUAUCCUCUGUGACCAGUGUGAGAAGGAAUAUCAUGUUGGCUGCUUGAAGAAACGCAAGAUAGCAGAUUUAAAGGAGUUGCCUAAAGGAAAAUGGUUCUGUUGUGUGGAUUGCAAGAGGAUCUAUUCUGCACUGCAAAAGUUGCUGAACUCGGGAGAUGAGAAGCUGUCAGAAUCUUGCCUGGGUGCUGUAAGAAUGAAGCUAAAGGACAAAAGUUUGGAUUCAGUUGGUGAUCUUGAUGUGAGAUGGAGACUUCUAAGCGGCAAAAUUACUUCCCGUGAAACCAGAGUGCUACUAGCAGAAGCUGUUUCAAUCUUCCAUGAUUGCUUUGAUCCUAUUGUUGAUUCGGCAACUGGACGUGAUUUCAUUCCAUCUAUGGUCUAUGGAAGGAAUAUUAGGGGCCAAGACUUUGGGGGCAUGUACUGUGCUAUAUUGACUGUAAACUCAAUAGUAGUAUCAGCUGGGAUCCUCCGUAUUUUUGGUCCGGAUAUGGCAGAGCUUCCUCUAGUGGCAACACGUAUUGAUAGCCAAGGCAAGGGUUACUUUCAGUUGCUGCUCUCGUGCAUAGAAAAAUUGCUUGCAUUUUUAAAUGUAAGAAGAUUUGUACUACCUUCUGCUGUGGAAGCAAUGUCAAUAUGGACGACGAAAUUCGGAUUCAAAGAGAUACCACCAGACCAGCUUGUCAUCUACAAAAAGACCUGUUGGCAGAUGAUUACCUUCAAAGGAACAUCUAUGCUGGAAAAAAUGGUUCCUAAAUGUCGAAUUAUUCGGCAGGGGGGAACUGAAACUGAUGCACCAGAUGAGUAGGUCGCCAAAGAGGAUUUUCCAUUUAUAACCCAUUUUGUAGAGCAAUUUCUGAUCACAUGUAUAUUAGAAUUUUAUUUGGUCAAAAAAGAUGGAUUGAAUUUACAAAUUAUGAAUAUUAGAGGAUAAAAUAUUGUGUAAAGAACGUUCUUAUUUCUUAGAGUCAGAGCUGGGUUACAUGUUUUAAA
Nicotiana attenuata is the source of this 3145-nucleotide messenger RNA. RefSeq lists its product as uncharacterized. The record is from RefSeq and is a predicted model, not a curated record. NCBI's taxonomy places the organism in Eukaryota, Viridiplantae, Streptophyta, Magnoliopsida, Solanales, Solanaceae. Bases 162 to 2960 code for a protein of 932 amino acids. The transcript has 21 exons.